CAGCUGCGACAGCUGCGACACCUGCCCAUGGCUUUGGGCUCAGAGUGUGACUGGCUAUGGCCACGCCUUGCGCGGAGAUGCGUCCUCCUGGUUUGUCUUCAAGGAUGUGUAGAAGCCAGCAAGGCGGGCAUAGCGGUGAACGUGAGGCAACCCAUCUUGGCAUCCACCAAUCUGCAGAAGGCCAAUGUCUCAAUCAGGAUGAUCAUCCGUCACGGGGAUCCAACUGACACCUUGGCUGCUGCUGCUUGCAACCAUUUGCAAGCCGCGGGAGGAGGCGGAUGCAGUGAUUCCGAUCACACAGUUAUCCAGGAGACACUGCAGAAAAUGGUGGAGAACUUUGAGGUGUUGAGCGCGGGUGAGCAAAUCGUGAAACAGAUUCAGUUGGGCUGGGACUUGCUUCUUUCUUGGAGGGCACCGGAGGAGGCACGAUUGCAAUUUGUAGCAGCUGCGGCCAAGUAUCCUGACAGCAUGUUUCUUUUGAGGGAGCUUGCUGCAGAGUCGAUGCUGGCAAACUUGCUGCCAAGAGCGGGUGAUGAUGGCUACAAGUUGUACUGGGGUUCUGGGGGGUCUUGGGGCCACCUCACACCACCCACUCCAGAAGACCAUUCUACACUGUUUGAUGCCUGGGCCGCAUACGCAACGGUUCGCUUUCAACGCCCGCAAUCAUCUCUCAGAGAGCAGGAGUCGGGCCUGUUGGAGGCUGGUCUGCCGCCCCACGGUUUCAUCCCCUCUGGGGAGAUGCAGGCAAAUGAUGGCAACGUCGGGCUGCUGGGCCUGGUUUUCGAGCAUCGGCUCCGCCAUGACAUCGAGCUUUUCCAGCUGCUUCAGAACAUGGGCCUGCUGAGCGCAUCGGAUCGUGCAUCAGAUGCAAUUCAGGCAUACAGGAGCGCGCUAGAGUCAGCCCCAAGAGAGACCAAUGGGCUUCUGCGUCCCACGCAGGAGCAGUGGCAUGGCAUGUACCCCUUCUACAAUCGCAGGUUGUAUGUGCACCCAAGCCCACGCUCAGACCAUUCUUUGCUGAGCCCUGCCUCAGCACUCAAGAUUGAACUGCGCCGCACCCCAACGCAAACAGCAAGCCAAGCAGGAGGAUUUCUGGCAACUGGAGGGGUUUUGGUAGUUGACAACAUUUUGACACCUUCAGCCUUGCAGUCGCUUCGGAGCUUUCUAGAGUUAUCAACUAUUUGGUAUCAAGAACGGGGUAGUUACCUGGGCGCAUCUUUAAGCACUGGCUUGUGCUCGCCAUUCAUUGCACAGUUAGCAGGAGAGUUGCGCUCUUUGUUCUCGGAAGUAUUGUGUGACCUUCCGCUGGCACAUGUUUGGGCCUUCAAGUUUGCCGAGGGUGAAAAGGGUGUUGACAUGCACGCGGACGCAGCUGCUGUGAAUGUCAACCUUUGGAUUACACCUGACUCAGACAACCUUGACAACUCCUCGGGUGGCCUGACAAUUUUUGACGCAGCCGUAGAUGCCACGCAAGAUAACUUCAGGCAGUACAAUUCAGAAGAAGGCAAGCCCUACCUCGAGGAUAAAGUGAACAAAUCCGGCGGAAAUAGCGUGUCUGUGCCAUAUCGUCAGAAUCGCGCAGUGGUAUUUGACAGCGCUCGUGUUCACGCUACGCAGCCUUUGUCAUUUCCGUCUCAGACUGUGCGAUCUCGCCGUAUCAACUUGACAUUUCUUUUUGGUGCAAGGGGCACUUAUUGCCCGCUGCGUCGUUCAGUGCACGCUUUGUUGAAAGACAAUGCUGUCCACAGUGGUGCUGCCGAUCCCUCUCCCGGCGAUGCAGGCACGGUGACAACAAAGCCGCCAACGGCAGAGCUGUAGCUUUUGGAAAAGAGCCCCAGCCCCGCGAGCCCGAGACGGCGGAUAGCCAGCUCUUCUGAUCAAGUGCUUGGCCACGCCUCUUGCCCCCAGACACUGAAGGAUUGAGGAUGAAGGGCUUGCCUAUUCAAGAGAGGUCGUGCCAUCGUGGACCGAAGACGUUUAACGGACGUCAAAUGAGACAGUUGGAAGUUGGAGCUUGACAAGAAUGCUUUUGC
Messenger RNA from Effrenium voratum, 2033 nucleotides. Lineage: Eukaryota; Dinophyceae; Suessiales; Symbiodiniaceae. The record is from the annotation of a GenBank genome assembly.